AAGGACAGAAGGAUCAGGCACUAUAUGGCCCAUGGAAGGGACUUUUGAUCCAAUAAUGUAUAGGGACAUGGAGGUAGUAAUAAGGAAUUACAUAGAUAACAGAAGUGGAAAAACGGCCUCAGCAAAGAGGGACAGGGAAAAGUUAGUACUAGCUUUGUUCUUAGAGGAAGGAGAGAGGUGGCGAACAUUACAGAGAGUGGCGGGAGAUAUAAUUGCUAAUAACAACAAGGCUCAACCAUUGCCUCUGACGGUUGAGUCACCGCUGCACAAACUAGUACCGUUGUACCCAUUGCUAAAAGACAACGUAGAAUCUAAAGGGGAAGUCACACUAGAUGAAGGAGAUAAUAAAUGUAACAAUACUGACAUUAAUUCUAGUGAGAGUAAAGAUGAGGACGAAGAUGGGGCAAGUGGUGUUGAGCACAGUAAUGAAGAUGUGAAAGAUGGCAAUGAGCAGGUUUGCGAGGGGCCUUCUCCAGGAAAGAAAAGGAGAGGAAAGAGAUCAGUAAAGAGAACGAAGGCUCAGAGGAGUGAUAGAGAUGGGGAAGAGAGUUUCUGUGCGUUUCGAGGGCCAGAGGAGCCUUGCUGUAGUGCAGCAUUAUGGGACUCCCUGGCACUCGAAACACAGGGGAGACCAAGGAGAUCACAGGGAGAAGAAAAAGCACCCGAAACUUCUCCAGGGAACUAUCCUAUUCUAGUCGAAGGACAACAGGUCCAUUUUCAACCGUGGGGUUCACAGGACUUAGAGGGGGUCAUUUCUAGACUCCCUAACAUAAUUAACGGGGCGUCUAAAUGGAUUAGAACAUUUGAGGAGCUCACAGUGGGAAAGCUAAUUGCAGUGGGGGACCUGAAAGCUCUGUUGGCAAGAGUGUUGGGGUUAUCCAAGAUGGAGUUUGUACUGAGGAAUGGAGGGUUGAAUAUACUGGAUGGAAAGUAUGAUGAGACUACACUUGAUCAUUGCAGAGGGGCGUUGUGGGCCACACUCAGGAGGGAGUUCCCGGUCCGUAUGGAUCCUAAAAACAUGAGAGGUCUCCCUAUUGGUGACACAGAGAACCCUGCAUCCUACCUGCAGGCCCAAGUAGACAGAUGGCGCAUGGAGACGGAUGAGGAUCCUGAGAUCCAUCCGGUGUUCUCUGUCAUGUUUAGAAACUCUGUGAUAGAGACACUACCCAGCCAAAUCAAAGCCAAGCUAGAGGAUGUGGUUGGACUGUCUACAUCAGGAUCUCAUAGAGAUUUUAAUGACCAUUUAGUUCAUGCAGUGGAUGAAUAUCGUCAGAAUAAACAAAGAAUACAGGAACAAAGCAAGGAGGUUCAGAGGAAGCUAUAUCAGCUUCAGCUGGAAGAUCUCACAAGGAAGGAAAGAGAUAAGAAGAGACAGGCAGGUGUUUUAGAACCAGCUGCUGUAAUAUCGCAAGCCGCCCAGCAGGGCGCACUUCAAAACCAAUAUCCAAGAUUGGCAUUUUCUCUCCCAGUACAACAGCCUCAGAGCCAACUGUCACCUACUCCACCUGUUACACAUGUACACAUCCAUAAUUAUGGGAACCUCACAAAUAAAAAUAGAAUCAGGGGCCCCAAGGACAGUUUAGAAACAAUCAACAACCAGGAUCCCAAGGACAACGCAGAGGUCCUUUAAUAUGUUAUGGGUGCAACCAGGAAGGACAUUCUAAGAAAGAUUGUUUAACUAACCCUUUUCCACCACAGCAAGGACAGGGUAACAGCGACCAGGGACGGGCGGGUCCCUUUGUAGGUCAGGGAUACUAGGGGUGCCCAGAGAAUCCACAGGGGGAGGGUCAGCUUGUAGCAAUCACAAAACAAGCUGAUGAGGAACCAAUACUGCAGGUUCUGAUAAAGUAUAGAGGCACGCCAUUGAUGGCCCACACUGGAGCCACUUACACUUGCGUAGGUCCAAAUUAUGCCUCACACCUCCCCCUGGCAGGAAAAUUCACCAAAACGUUGGGAUUCUCGGAGCACACGCAGUUAAUACCUAUGACAGCUCCAAGGAUGACAGUCUGUGAAUUCUUAUUUUAAGUUGUAUAUGUGAGCGAAUGAGUGAGUGAAUGAGCGAAUAAGUGAGUGAGUGAGUGAGUGAGUGAGAAAGAGUUGGCAUUGAGUUGAGUUAGAGGGGACAGAUGAAGUGAUUUGUGAAGAGUGAGACAGAGAAGAGGAAGAGUGUGUGGAUUGGCAACGAGAAGUGGCGAUGAGAUUGGAGAAGGCUUUCCGGUUAGAAUUUUCUUUGGGAGAAUGAUAUCUUUCGAUGGCCUUUUAAGAUUAAUAAUCUAGUUUUGGGGUGUGUCCAAAAACGAAUAAACCAGAAAGGAAAAGAAAGGAUUACUGAAAGUGAAAAUGGUUAUGGAGAUUUGUGAAAGCAAAGGAAGUAGAUAAAAAGAGGUAAAGAAAGUUAGAGAGAAGGAACGUAAGUAAGGAAAACCCGCCGGUGGGGGCUGGACAGAGAAACAACAGAGAGAAAGAGACUGAAUUUGCAUUGUACUGAAUAGAUUAUUUGUGUGCUUGGAUGUACUCUGUAUUUGGUCCCUGAAUGUAACCUAUGUCCACUGUUUUAGAGAAAACAUAGAACCACCACUGGGAUUGGUGAUUCUGUGGCUCUUGGAGACUCUGCAUCGCGUCGGAACACCAUGUGGUAUAGAUCAUUACAUCUUGGUACACGGAGCACUGGUGAGACAAAAGGUUGGAUCAGAGGGAGAAGGUGUCUGAAGAAGGGAGGGGAAUGUAAAGAAAGCAAAAAGGGCGGACGCGGACCGACACAGAGAUGGGUAGAAGCAGUCCCAUCAGAAGACCAAAGUGCGGCUACGGUAAUCAAGGUUCUGACUAGAGAAGUCAUGGCAAGGUUUGGAAUUCCGUCACAAAUUAGCUCAGGCGACAGAGCAGCGUUUAGUCAGAAAACACUCAAACAAGUGAUUUAACAUCUGCAUGUCAAACAAAGAUUAGGCUGUGUCUACAUUCCUCAAACCACAAGGUAUGGUGGAGAGAGGAAUCGGACGCUUAAGACAAAGAUUAACAAAAUUAAAUUAGAGUAC
Gadus morhua (Atlantic cod) is the source of this 3032-nucleotide messenger RNA. RefSeq lists its product as uncharacterized. The record is from RefSeq and is a predicted model, not a curated record. The coding region runs from base 32 to 1630 and encodes 532 amino acids. NCBI's taxonomy places the organism in Eukaryota, Metazoa, Chordata, Actinopteri, Gadiformes, Gadidae. The transcript has 2 exons.